Messenger RNA from Eriocheir sinensis (Chinese mitten crab), 4496 nucleotides. RefSeq names its product jmjC domain-containing protein 8-like. Gene Ontology annotation, cellular component: cytoplasm. The transcript is spliced from 9 exons. The coding region runs from base 704 to 1513 and encodes 269 amino acids. NCBI's taxonomy places the organism in Eukaryota, Metazoa, Arthropoda, Malacostraca, Decapoda, Varunidae. The record is from RefSeq and is a predicted model, not a curated record.
AUCGCACUUAUCACACCGAGUGGGAAUAAGAAUUACGAAAACAUGUUUUAUCAUUAGUUUAGUAUUGAAAAAGUGAAUCUGGUACUAAAAAUUUAAGUAUCUGGUAGCCUGUUAAUAACUCUGUCAACGCUGGUGCCGUUGCAAACAUCUGAUCAGACAAACAACAACAACACGGCUCACUCAAAAGCUCAGCUGGAUGGUGACACAAAAAAACAACACCUGAUAACAACUACCACUGACGGGGCUCUAGAGGCUGUGGCCCCACAGCCUAACUAGGUCCAUAAAAUACCCAAGAAGAAGAAGAAGGUUCAGGAUUCUUCACACAACAACAGCCACAAUUUCACAGGCCAACCCUAGAGGACCUGCUGGGCAGCGACACUCCCAGCCCCGACACAGCCUUCCAAGCCCUCAAGUGUACGCAGACCUUCCUGCAGAAGUCGGGGCAACUCGAUAGGAUCUAACCAUCACACCGGUGACAGAACGACAACCAAAAACAACACCGGAUAGCGACUACUACUGACGGGGCUCUAGAGGCUGUGGUCCCAUAGCCUAACUAACCCCAUAAAAAAAACAAGAAGAAGAAGAAGAACAGCCACAAUCAAGCAGCACUACCAAGGCUCUAGAGACCGUGGUCCCAUAGCCUAACCACUCCCCUAAAACACUGGAAGAAGAAGAACACGGCAGAAAGUAAUGACCAUUACCUAUGAUGGUAUCUCACCUAAGAGGGAGUGCUGGUACCUUCCUGCUGGUGGUAACCAUCUUUGCUGUAUCUGAUGAGUCUACAGAUGAUGGAGGAUGGAUAACACAUCCAGGGGACAGAUUAGUUCAACCAGGACCCUGUAACAUUGCUCAGGAAGACAAGACACUCAAGCAGGAUGACUUUCUUGAAAGAUAUGCCUACAAUCAACCAGUAGUUAUCAGGGGAAUGUCUGAUAAUGAGUUAUUCCAGACUUUGACCAGGAGAAAGACCCUGUUGGAGGGAUAUGGACACAUGACUGUCCGCCUCAGCUCUGCUAACAGCUACAGCUACCAAAAGCAGGACACCACCCUUCGCCAUUACUGCAACAACUACCUUCACCCACAGAGCCUCAAUACCCUUGGCAAUGAAACCUUUUACCUCUUUGGUGACAAUGCCCAUGAGGGGUGGGAAGACCUGCUUGAGAUGUACAACAAACCUCUAUACACCUUGCCAGGCCACCUUCCAGCACUGAGUUUUGGAAUAGCUGGACCUGGCUCUGGUGUACCCUUUCAUUUCCAUGGUCCAGUAUUUGCUGAAACAAUCUGGGGAAGGAAACGAUGGUUCAUAUACCCUCCUGAUGUUAAACCAAGCUUUCACCCCAACCACACAACACUGCAUUGGUUGAAAGAGGGCUACCCAAAAGUUAAAGAUGAUCUGAAUCUUUAUGAGUGUACACUGGCUCCUGGGGAGAUCAUCUAUUUCCCUGACAAGUGGUGGCAUGCAACCCUCAACAUUGACAGCAGUGUAUUUGUGUCCAUAUUCUUGAGUCCAUAGUAGGUCAACUUCCUCUCUACUUACAUUGGAAUGGAUGUUCAUAUGGUAACAUAGAAAAGCUUAAGAUGGUGCAGACAAGACACAAGCUUGUCGAGUCAGGUCCAGGGUUAAUUUCCAGCAGGUUCUCCGUGUGGGUGCCUGGAACAUCCUGACCCUCUCAGAUGAUCAGUGGUCAGCCAGUCCUACCAGGAGGGACUUGGGAUGGAUAGGGCAGCUGCACAGGGGGACCCAGGAAUGUGGACGGCUAGUGAGUGAAGCGACUUGCCCCUGGACGUAUGCUCCCCAUUAGUUAGUUAGUUAGGAAAAGUGGGUCUCUCAGGUGUGGAGAUGCUAUGAUUGGGCAGUACAACUGUAAUUUGUGAUAUUUUAUAUUAAGAUUCUCUCUCUCUCUCUCUCUCUUUCUCUCAACAUGACUUUGAGAUGUGGCAGCAAUCAAAGGGUACCGAGAGUCUGGGUGCUUCUCUUUGAGUGUUGCUGCUGUGAUGGAUGGAUUUAACAAUACUUAUUGCUGUAAAACAUUAUCGGUAGCAGUUGGGGAAGUCUUUCUGUUACCUACAUAUCCCUUCAUUGCCUGACCCUUGCCUGCAGGGAGAGACGCUACCUCCUGAAUGUCACGAGCCUUGAUAUACUUGUCAUGGGCCACGUGGCUAACACACUACCCAAGUUCCAUCAUUGCAAAGGCACUUUUUGCUUCCUUUCCAUUACCUGCUUGCAGUAAACUAGCAUAUGGAGAGAAAAUUAGUGUAAACCAAUUAUCUGGGGGUGGAGGGGGCCCUGACUCCAUUACUCGCUGUGCUGCUCUCUUUAUUGUGUUAACACACACACACACACACACACACACACACACACACACACACACACUAUUGCUGUGCAAUUCCAAGGUAUUAUGAAGAUAAGUCAUCAAUAAUUAAAGUUCAAUAACAUUUAAUUUAAUUUAAAUAUUUAUUGUUGAUUUAAAAAAAUAAUACAGUAAAAUACUAAGGCCAUGUAAACGUGUUUCAUUUUGCUUGAGGGUCAAAAUAGCUAGGUAGGUUUAUGGUACCCAUGAAAAUGAACAUUUUGCAACCUUAUACAUUAGGCUAUUAAAUAAAGAUGGACUUAUAACUCAACCUAGAGGAGUUUCUAGCUGAAGAGCCUUCACAUGAGCAAAUAGUAACCUAACCUAUCACCGCUGAAAUAGUAAUAUUACCCUGCAUUUUAAAACCUCAGAAACGAGUAAUAAUAAUAUGGAAACGGUUACCAGUGAUGAUUAGCAAAUGCAAUCUAAGCAAAUAAUGUGUUAACUUUUAGAGUGAGUUGGGUGUGAUUCUAGUUUUACCAAGACAUAUGACUCACCAAAAGCUAGCUUCUGUUCAUCUAAACUCUUGUAACAUGUCCAUCUAUUAGACUGUGGCCUUGAUGAGACUGUGAAAUAUCCAUUGCAAGUCUGUAAUAACAGCUAGAGCCAUAAGGGCCACAGCUUCCCUCAUCAGCUUCGAUGUCUGGACCUGGGGUGAACGAUUGUUUCACUCCUUGUAGCUGUGCCUCUCUCACAAGACACACAAUGGCAGUGUGUGUCUUGCUGUCAUGACUGAUGGUUUCCUCCCAAGACGACGGACUGUUACUUAGUUUAGUUUACCUCUCUCUUCUCAGUGGCCUUGCAGUUAAAAUAUACAUUUUGUGUUCCCUCUGUGUCAUGUUGCUACAGCCAAAGUCGUGUCAUGUGAAACAGUGCAGUGAAAGGUGAUGGUCUUAGGAGGUGGAAGCAUGCGAUGGAGUGAAAGAGUACUUUGGAGUGGUACAGGGAAAAGGAAGCCCCGCAGUGUGUCAGCUGGUAUGAUGGAAGCCUGGGUGGUGAUCUUCUCUUCCAAGGUCGAGUGCAGUGUAUGAAUGUGAAUGCAAGAAAUUACAGGUGGUCUGAGUCCCGCACCAAAGUGUGUCAGAUGUGUGACAGGGGUGUGGAUGAAACUGUCGUGCAUGUGAUACUGGUGUGUGGGAGGUACCAGACCCAGAGGGAAAGGACGGAGGUGACGAGGGUGGCACCGAGUGAGAUGGGCUGGGAUGUGAAUGGGAGGAUUGCAAGGACAGAGACAGGGAAUGGAUGUUCUUGUUGUUUUGGGCCGCCAGCAGCGUGGGCAGGUCAAAGGUGGGCGAGCGGAGUCCAUAUGAUGACUGUGACAAGGAAACAUUAGAACAUUUUAUUUUAGAAUGUACAGGAUAUGAUGAUAUAAGAAACAAAUUUAACGUACAACUAACUUCUCAUAACACAAAAAAUAAUAGCAGAAUCACUACUUUUUGAUGAACAAAGAAUCAAAGAUAUACAAGAAAAAGAAUAUAUUAAAACUAUCUGAAAAACAAGACAGAAAACUCAGGAACUGCAGCACAACUAAAGAAACGUGGGAGCCGAUGCCAAGGUUUAUCCCACGCCUACUACUGAAACUGAACGUCCACGGCGCGGAGUUGGUGUCUUAACGCGAGUGGUGGCGUGGGCAGUGCAGCAGGGGGUGCUCAAUGGUGUCCUCGCCGAUCCUGCAGCAGGCAGUGAGGGUCGGGACGAGGCGCAGGCGGUGGAGGCGAGCGCCGAGUCGUGUGUGGCCCAGGCGGGGACUGAGCGUUGAAGCAAAUGAUAGAAUUAUAGAAGCCAUGAAGAGUUUCCUGGAAAAGACGUGGUGUGUAAGAAAUAGGGAAUAGGAUGAUUUGUAAUGGAUACUGCUUGUUUUAUUUUUAUUUUUACAGGUUGUGCCGAUAUGAAGGCCUGAUGACUCUCCAACGGGUCACCUGUACAGCAAGAGCAAGAGCCGUAGGGACUGCUAAAUUUUUUUGUCGCAUCUUUCCCUCCAAGAUCUAUUGCUCUUACAAUGUUCUCACACAUGAAAUAAAGCAGACAGACUGAAUUAAUUUACCUUUGGGAAAAGGUAAAACCUUCCGAAGGAAUUUCAUGCAGAUCUACAGCUUUAGGAUAUAGGCCUAUGCAUUAUGAUAUGCUACCAGUAAUAGCUAAUAG